Molecule: messenger RNA, 1132 nt
Organism: Leptopilina boulardi
Lineage: Eukaryota; Metazoa; Arthropoda; Insecta; Hymenoptera; Figitidae
Product: 3-oxoacyl-[acyl-carrier-protein] reductase FabG-like
Exons: 4
Coding region: 220-981 (253 amino acids)
Molecular function (GO): oxidoreductase activity
Source: RefSeq, a predicted model, not a curated record
AGGUUAUGUAUUGCAACCUGAUUGAAUGAGAUCGAUGAUAACUUCACGUGGUUUACAUUUUUUUGUACUUUUUUUUUAUUUUUGUUUUAUUUUCCUGGAAGACAGGAAAUUGUUAAGUAUUUCAAAGAUUAUCCAUCAAUUUUGUUAAGUAACAAUAUUCAGAAUACAUUCCAAUAUCGUAGGAAAUAAUACAAGGCAAAAAUAACAAAAAUUUUAAAGAUGAAAUUUUUGGGAAAAGUUGUUUUAAUAACUGGUGCCAGUUCUGGAAUUGGGUCAGCAACAGCAAUUUAUUUGUCAGAAUUAGGAGCAUCAUUGGCAUUAACAGGACGUAAUCUUAACAAUUUGCAAGAUGUCGCAAAUAAAUGUAAAGAACCAAAGCCAUUCAUUAUCACUGGUGAGAUAACAAAUGAAAAUGAUGUUAAAAAUAUCUUAGAUUCUACAAUCAAACAUUAUGGCAAAUUAGAUGUUUUAAUUAACAAUGCCGGAACAUUGGAAAGCGGUAGCAUUGAAAACACGAGUUUGGAACAAUAUGAUAGAGUUUUCAACACGAAUGUCCGUUCAAUAUAUCAACUGACAAUGUUAGCUGUUCCUUAUUUAAUAAAAACCAAGGGAAACAUUGUUAACGUUUCGAGUGUUAAUGGUAUAAGAUCAUUUCCAGGUGUUUUAUCAUAUUGUAUGAGUAAAUCGGCUGUUGAUCAAUUAACAAGAUGUGUGGCUCUGGAACUUGCAUCAAAACAGGUACGUGUGAAUUCUGUAAAUCCUGGAGUGACAAUAACACAAUUACACAAAAGAAGUGGUAUGUCCGAUGAAGAAUUGAAAAAUUUCUUUGAAAAAGCUAAAGCCACCCAUGCUUUAGGUCGUCCUGGAGACGUGUCCGAGGUGGCAAAAUCAAUUGCAUUUUUAGCUAGUGACGAUGCUAGUUUUAUCACUGGUGAAAAUUUGCCAGUAGAUGGUGGAAGACACGUUAUGUGCCCUCGCUAAAUACCUGUCUUUAAACAAGAAAAAAUAAGAAAUUUGUGACUUCAAUUAGAAAUAUCGUUUAUAUUUUUUUAAUCAUAUCGAACAAUUUCGAGAUUUUUAAAUAUACGAAAUGUAGUAGAUUUAAUAAUUAAUAAUAAUAUUAUCAGAGGUA